AUGCAAGCGCAGUACACGGAGGCCCUUCACCACGCCGAGGCGGAGCGGCAGCGGUUAUCCCGCGAGCUCGACCACGCCCGAGCGCGCGAGGCAGCGAUGCGAAGCGAGGCGAUGCCGGAAACGACGCGGCCGCAUCGCAGCCCGCCCCAAACGAUGCGCGAUGCCGCGUUGGAUCCGAUUCCGGCAGCGGCGGAUCGCUCGAUCGCGGACGAGGCGGUGGUGGCGGUGGUGCAGCUCUCGCCCGGGCGGGCUGGAUCGGCAGAGCCUCAGGGAUUCGCCGACGACGCCGAUUCGCGCGCGCUUCCCACGGCAAUUGGCUUUUGGAAGCAGACAAGCGAGCGUCUGCGGGCGGAGCUCGACCGCCUCAGCAGCGCGCACAAGGUAACCGUGCAGACGCAGCUCGCCACUGCGAAGGAAAACGACCGGCUGCUGGAAUACACCGCCGACCUCGAGCAGCGCCUGCGAACGAAGGAGCAGGAGCACGAUCGGGAAAAGGAAAACCUCCUCCGCACCCUCCAUAACCUUCAGGAUGAUAUCAAGAGCAAGGCUACCGCGUUGGAUACUCUGGAGGAGGAAGCCCAGGUGAAGAUCGGGGAAAAACGACGCCGCAUUGCGGAGCUUGAAGGGCAGGUGGAAUCCCUUCAGGAAGCGCAGGAAAGACAGCUGGAGGGGCAUGUGAAGUACCGAGAGGAGGCGGCCGCACGCGCAAAAGAGCUGGAGGCCGCCUGCGAUGCCCUCCGCGAGGAGCGACGGCACCACGAGGAGGAAAUUCACACCCUCAAGGCGCGGCUUGGCGAGCUCGAAAAACGCGCCACCGCGGGGGUUCAACUCCAGCACCUUGAGGAGCAGCACCAGAAGGAGAAGGUACGCCUCAUAGAGGCGAUCCAGAUCGCGCGGGAGCAGCUGAUUCGUCAGCAUCACGCGAGCUCCGUGCUGAUUCAGCAAAACCAGGAGAAGGACGUCGCCUUGAAGAAAAAGGAACAAGAACUCGAGCGCUGCAUGGCUGAGCUGGAGGAGGCCCAGAAGAGUAGCCGAGCAAGGCAAAAGGCAACCCUCGAGAUGCUAUCUCAGAUGAUUCUUACUGACAAAUAG
This is a messenger RNA of Phytomonas sp. EM1, 1092 nucleotides long. The record is from the annotation of a GenBank genome assembly. Lineage: Eukaryota; Euglenozoa; Kinetoplastea; Trypanosomatida; Trypanosomatidae.